CUUCCAGGACAUUACAACUCAUGCUCCAGCAAUAAGAAAUCAAGAUAUUUCUCAGUCCCCUGUAUUUUAAGUCAAAUCCUGGGAUUUGGAUUUUGGAUACUCUGCGAAAAUGGGGAGUUUGGGCGCGAUUUUGAGGCAUCCCGAUGACUUCUACCCGCUUGUGAAGCUCAAAAUGGCGGCCAGGCACGCAGAGAAGCAGAUCCCUCCCGAGCCACACUGGGCUUUCUGCUAUAGCAUGCUUCACAAGGUGUCUCGUAGUUUUGGUCUCGUCAUUCAGCAGCUCGGAACCGACCUUCGCGACGCUGUUUGCAUAUUUUAUUUGGUCCUUCGAGCCCUUGAUACCGUUGAGGACGAUACUAGCAUAUCUACAGAUGUUAAGGUGCCAAUAUUAAUAGCUUUUCAUCAUCACAUAUAUGAUCGUGAUUGGCAUUUUUCUUGUGGGACAAAGGAGUACAAAAUCUUAAUGGACCAGUUUCAUCAUGUUUCAACUGCAUUUCUGGAACUUGGAAAGAACUAUCAGGAAGCAAUUGAGGAUAUUACCAAAAGGAUGGGAGCUGGAAUGGCCAAAUUCAUUUGCAAAGAGGUGGAAACAGUCGACGACUAUGAUGAAUAUUGUCAUUAUGUAGCAGGACUUGUUGGGAUGGGUUUAUCCAAGCUUUUCCAUGCCUCCGGUUUGGAAGAUUUGGCUCCAGAAUACCUCUCUAAUUCAAUGGGUUUGUUCCUUCAGAAAACAAACAUUAUCCGAGAUUACCUAGAAGAUAUCAAUGAGAUCCCAAAGUCACGCAUGUUUUGGCCUCGGCAGAUCUGGAGUAAAUAUGUUUUCAAACUUGAGGACUUGAAAGAAGAAGACAAUUCUGUCAAGGCAUUGCAAUGCCUCAACGACAUGGUCACCAAUGCAUUGACGCAUGUUGAAGAUUGCUUACUGUACAUGUCUAACUUAAGAGACUUAGCUAUAUUUCGUUUUUGUGCUAUUCCGCAGAUCAUGGCCAUUGGGACUCUUGCAUUAUGCUACAACAACAUUGAAGUCUUCAGAGGUGUAGUUAAAAUGAGGCGUGGUCUAACUGCCAAGGUGAUUGAUCGGACAAAGACAAUGUCAGAUGUCUAUGGUGCUUUCUUUGACUUUUCUUGUAUGUUAGAGUCCAAGGUUGACAAGAAUGAUCCCAAUGCAAGAAAAACAUUGAGCAGGGUAGAAGCUAUACAAAAGGCUUGCAGAGAAUCUGGUCUCCUAAGUAAAAGGAAAUCUUAUAUUGUGAAGAACGAGCCUGGAUAUAACUCAGCCACGUUUCUGAUACUCAUUCUCGCACUGGCUCUCAUUUUCGCAUAUCUCUCCGCCAACCGUGAUAACUGAUCUAGCGUGAGAUAGCAAUGUUACAGUGCUGGGUUGAUUUAUUAUCCAUAAUGUGGAUGUUCAAGAUCAUAAGGAGGAUGGCUGGUGUUGGUUGUGCUAUAUUUUGUGCGGAAGAGGUGACGUGUCCAGGAAGUCAGAUGUGGUUACUGUGUCAGGGUGUAGCUUCCUGCGUUGUAUUUUUGCUUUACCCUACUGCCACCCAUAGAAUUGUCGUUUACAUGGCGCACUGUUAUUGGCUGUUACACACAAUAACAGUAAUCAAGUUGCCACCGGUGAACCUUUAUUGUGGAAAUGACUGUUAAUUUGUGGUUGGGUACUUGGCCAUAAAGCCAUCAAAAGAUUUGGGAUUAUAAGAAGCCAUGAUGUUAAGAAGUAGAAAGGAUUUUCUUUCUGCUUAUAUGAAAAUAUGUUGGUGUUCAUUAUA
Molecule: messenger RNA, 1772 nt
Organism: Neltuma alba
Lineage: Eukaryota; Viridiplantae; Streptophyta; Magnoliopsida; Fabales; Fabaceae
Product: squalene synthase-like
Exons: 15
Coding region: 110-1348 (412 amino acids)
Biological process (GO): lipid biosynthetic process; farnesyl diphosphate metabolic process
Cellular component (GO): endoplasmic reticulum membrane
Molecular function (GO): squalene synthase [NAD(P)H] activity
Source: RefSeq, a predicted model, not a curated record